GGCCCGACGGCUUUCGGGUAUAAGAACCCAACCCUCGCAGGGUUGUACGAACUUCUUUUUCAUAUUUCUUCGCUCCUCUCUCCCCAGUCCUCCUUCAUCACUCACAGUUCGCCGUUUGCACUUAGUAAUGAUGCAAUCUACGAGUUGUUCGGCGUGCGGAGCGUGGCCGCGAUCGUUCGCGGCAGCGUUGUCGAGGAGGCAAUCGCGCUCCCUUGGCGCGUCGAUCGCGCUUUCUUCCCACUCCGUCGACUCUCAGAUAUAUAGAGUGACGUGUUGUUCGUAUAGAUCUCGGAGACGUGGAUAUGGAGGCGUUCUGAAUCUUCGUUCAGUGUCACGAGUUGCUGCCACGGACGAGGAUGGAUCCUCAUUCUCGUUGUUUGAUGAUGUGUUUGAUGAUCAUGAUGAUGGAACCCUUGGAGGAAGUUUGUGCUUGAUGUCAUCAAGUGAAGGAGAAGAUAGUGAUACAGAGAUCAUAAUUAAUACUUCUGGGGAUGUAGACUACCACAGGAACAAUGCCUCUGACGUCUCUGGUUCAUAUUUGGAAACAAGUAGGCUUGCAAAUCUUAGAAUAAGAACUAAACACAAGAGAACCUAUCUUGGAAUACUGAAUAAUUUGGGACUGAUUAUAUUUUUGGUUGGGAUCCUAUUUCUCUUUGAUGUAUGUGCAUGGCGGAUUGUGAGGCUACCAUUGGCACCAUUUUUCUUGACAGGCCCUUUCUUAGUCGCAGCUUGUUUAGCAUCAUUUGCUGGAUUCUUUUGUGUGCCACUGUUCCAUGUUUUAAAGAUUCAUCAAGUAUUGAGGGUAGAAGGGCCUGACAUUCACCUAUACAAGAAGGGAACUGCGACAAUGGGUGGCUUAUUUUUCAUUCCAGUUGGAAUUAUAGUUGCUGGAGCAGCAUCUGAUUUUUCUUCCAUUGAAGUUUUUGGGGCAGCUGCAGCAACCAUUGCUUUUGCAGCAAUAGGGUUGCUUGAUGAUUCCCUCAUUCUUAUGAAGAAACAUAAUUAUGGGUUGCCUGCACCGAUUAAGAUAAUAUUAGAGGUAGCUGCUGGUACAUCGUUUUCCUUCUGGCUGAAUUCAACAAAUGUAGCAUCACCAUACAGCAUGAAAUUUUUGCUUCCUUUGCCGGCACCAUUGGGCCUUUUGUGUAUUGGGAGGCUUUACCUGCUUCUUGCUACAUUCUGUUUUGUUUCUAUGGCAAAUGGAGUGAACCUUACAGACGGUCUUGAUGGCCUUGCUGGAGGAGUAGCGGCACUGACUUUCGUAGGGAUGUCUAUUGCUGUCCUUCCAAUAUGUCCUGAUCUAUCCGUAUUUGGAGCAUCAAUGUCAGGGGCAUGUAUAGGUUUUCUCAUGCACAACAGAUAUGAAGCAUCAAUAUUUAUGGGUGACACUGGGUCUUUAGCACUUGGUGGCGCAUUGGCUGCAAUGGCUUCCUGUACAGGAAUGUUCUUUCCACUUAUUAUCUCAUCUGUCGUGUUCAUUGCUGAAGUACUCUCUGUCCUCAUACAGCUUGGUUUCUACAGGCUUACCAAACGCUUCUAUGGAGCAGGAAGGAAGUUGUUUCGUAUGGCACCUGUUCAUCACCAUUUUGAAUUAUCUGGUUUCAAGGAGCCUUCUAUUGUUGCAACUGCCUACGUUGUGUCGGGCAUCUUUGCCCUAGUUGCUGGGUAUGUAGGUCUUAUUUCUGCAUAAAUGCUUUUCUACCGACACAGAGAAAGAGAUGCUUACUACGUAACAGGGUAAAGUUGUUUGACUUUUGAAUCUCCUCAACUCAUGGCAUUUUUUAUUUUAGAUUAUCUUAAUUUUUUUUUGGCUAAACUAUCACCCGAGUUACAGAACCCAAUCUCUUGUUAA
Messenger RNA from Nymphaea colorata (pocket water lily), 1852 nucleotides. RefSeq names its product phospho-N-acetylmuramoyl-pentapeptide-transferase homolog. Gene Ontology annotation, biological process: cell wall organization; cell wall macromolecule biosynthetic process. Lineage: Eukaryota; Viridiplantae; Streptophyta; Magnoliopsida; Nymphaeales; Nymphaeaceae. Gene Ontology annotation, molecular function: phospho-N-acetylmuramoyl-pentapeptide-transferase activity. The coding region runs from base 128 to 1690 and encodes 520 amino acids. The record is from RefSeq and is a predicted model, not a curated record. Gene Ontology annotation, cellular component: membrane. The transcript is spliced from 8 exons.